Schistosoma intercalatum is the source of this 390-nucleotide messenger RNA. NCBI's taxonomy places the organism in Eukaryota, Metazoa, Platyhelminthes, Trematoda, Strigeidida, Schistosomatidae. The record is from the annotation of a GenBank genome assembly.
AUGAUAUCUACUGUAUGUAAACGAACUAGUCAACAUUUAUUAGAAACAUUGAUAGAAUGUUAUAAUUGUUUAGAUCAUUUAAGAGCUACAAGACAAUUUUCACACUUAGGACAUGGGGAUUUUAUUCGACAUUUUGUGGAUUUGUUAGAUUCCAAUUUAAAUGAAUCGUGUUCACAAAUACUAAUUAGUCGAUUAAGUGGUAUGUCGAAGACAACUAUACGCGAGUCUAAUACACAGUAUGAGCAACCGCAAAUCCUUCAACAUUUGGGAGUUCAUUUACUGCAUAUAUAUCAGCAGGUCAAGAUACUGACUGGAUGGGAUACAUUUUCAUUAGAUUAUCAUGUCGAUGGUGCAUUGGCUACAAUACUCACUGUAUUUUAUUCAAAAUAG